AUGGCAGGAAAGUUUUCCACAUGGCAUGCAGGCCAUCAUGAUGCCGGAAAAGGGAAAAGCAGCUUAGAGUUCUACAUCUUGAUCCACGAGCAGCAGAAAGGUCUGUUGACAUUCAGGGAUGUGGCUGUGGACUUUUCCCCAGAGGAAUGGGAAUGUCUGGAGUCCUCCUGGAGGGCCCUUUGCAUUGAUGUGAUGAUGGAGAAUUAUAACAAUCUGGUUUUUGUAGAAAAACAUCAAUGUGGUGAACGUGUCAAAGUCUUGAGUAAAGGAUCACAGCACACUGGCUAUCACCCUGUGAAUAUCCAAGAGAGGUCACAUAAAUGUAAUGAGACUGGGAAAACAGCCUAUAAAAUUGUCCAAUGUACACCUUAUAACACAAGUGAUCUUACAAAGAACUGCAACAAGAAUGGAUGUCGUAACAGGAGGGAAGCCUCUACUGAUUCUACAGUCCUAAAGAAUGAUGAAAGUGGGAACACUGGUGAAGAACUUCUCAAGUACAAAGACUGUAAGAAAUGGUUAAAUGUGUGUCAAAGAAUUAGUCAAAGAGUUCACACUAGAGAGGAACACAAAAUUACAGACUAUGGUAAAUCAUUUGACUCUAAACAUAUACUGAUGCUGAAACCAAUCUCUAGUAUAGAGAAAACAUACCAAUGCGAGAAAUGUGGAAAAUGCUUCAUGUCAUAUUUGAGUUUCAGCAAACAUGAUAGCUCUCAUUCUGGAAAGAAGUCCUAUCAAUGUAAAGAAUGUGGUAAGUGCUUUAGCACAUUGUAUCAGAUUGAAAACCACUAUAAAUUCCAUCGUAGAGAGGGACCUUACAAAUGUAGUGAAUGUGGAAAAUGUUUUAUUCAGAAAAGCAAACUUGGGGCACAUCAGAGAAUAUGUAUGAAACAAAAAACUUACAAAUGUAAUGCAUGUGAGAAGUCUUUUAAAUGUGUAUAUCAUCUCCAAGUGCAUGAGAGAAUUCAUAAAGGAGAGAAACUUUACAAGUGCAGCGAAUGUGAGAAAUCCUUUAUGUUUGCUUCUCAUUUUAAAUUACAUCAGAGAAGCCAUACAGGAGAGACACCUUACAAAUGUAGUGAAUGUCAGAAAUCCUUUACACAGGCUUCAAAUCUUAGGAAACAUCAGAUCAUUCAUAGAAGGGAGGAACUUUGCAAAUGUAGUGUUUGUGAGAAAUCCUUUACAUGUGUCUCACAUCUUAGACAACAUCGGUUAGUUCACGGAGAGAAAGCUUUCAAAUGCAGUGAGUGUGAUAAAUCAUUUACACAUGCCUGUUUUCUUAGAGUACAUCAGAGAGCUCACACGGGGGAGAGACCUUACAAAUGUAGUGAAUGUGACAAAUCCUUUGCGAGCAUCUCUCGUCUUAGACAUCAUCAGAGAAUUCAUACAAAACAUCAACCUUACAAAUGUAGUGAAUGUGAGAAAUCCUUUAAAUGCGCCUCUUACUUUAGAGUGCACCAGAGAAUUCAUGUGGGAGACAAACCUUACAAAUGUAGUCAAUGUGAGAAAUCCUUCACACAGAGUUCAAAUCUUACACAACAUCAGAGAAUUCACGCAGGAGAGAAACCUUACCAAUGUAGCGAAUGUGAGAAAGCCUUUACACGUUCUUCUCAUCUUAAAAGACAUCAGAGAAUCCACAGAGGAGAUAAACCUUAGAAAUGCAGAGAAUGUGAAGUAGGCUUUACUGAGUGUUUAAAUUUUAUAAAACAUCAGAGAAUACAUAAAGGAGAGAAAAAAUGUUAA
Messenger RNA from Arvicola amphibius (Eurasian water vole), 1740 nucleotides. RefSeq names its product zinc finger protein 616-like. The transcript has 3 exons. NCBI's taxonomy places the organism in Eukaryota, Metazoa, Chordata, Mammalia, Rodentia, Cricetidae. The record is from RefSeq and is a predicted model, not a curated record. Gene Ontology annotation, biological process: regulation of cytokine production; negative regulation of transcription by RNA polymerase II; regulation of immune system process.